AUGACUGUGCAAAAGAUGAUGCGGCACUUUCUUUAUUUACUGGUUCUUAUGUUGAGCUGCGCCUAUGGAUGUGUCUGCACUGAGGCCAAACCUCCCCUUGAACCUGCUGCGCAUGGUAUUGGUGCUGUACCUGGUGUUGGUAGAGUAAGUGCUCCUGGUUCUCACCCGAAUGGUCCUGGUGCACAGCAAGCUGUGUCGAGUGGUAGUGCUCUUGCUAAGAAUUACAAAGGCCAUCCUGGAGUUGAUGGUGUGCCUGGAAAGGCUAAUGAUACUCUUGCGAAACGUUUGGGUAUCUCACCUGGAACACCUGUUUCUGUUCCACCUGCUGAGUCUACGCAGGAUGCUGUCCUUCCCGGUGUUGGUGUACCUGGCCAUGUUCCUUCUGCUGGUUCUGGUAAUGUUAUUCAUGUAACAAAAUCUCAUACUUCUCCAGAGUCCAGCUAUACUUGCGUUCCUGCCACCAAUGGUAGUAAUCCGGUUGUUAACGGUCGUGACGUUAUUGGCGGUAUUCCUGGUGUUAACCAGGUUCCUUGUGUUGCUGGUGCUCCAGGCACUCGUAUUCCACUUACUGGUGAAAGCAAAAGUAUCACUUUGCCCGAAGAUCUUCCUGGUAAUCCUCAAAACAAAGGUGAUCUCAAGACCCAUCAUCUUCCCGGUGUUGUUGCGGAUCCCAAACAUGCAGUGACUCUUAAUUUAAGUCUUCAAUCUCAACCAGUUGCUGGUGUUGGUGUUAAAACUAAAGAUGCUCCAACUGCGACUCAUGGGACUCAUCGUGGUUCUCAUAUUGUUGCUGAUCCCAACCAUGCUGAAUCUCUUAAUUUAACGCUUCAUUCUCAACCUGAUGCUGGUGUUGCUGGCCUACCAAAUGUAAAUGGGCAGCAAAGCGUCGGUGUUGGGCUCCAACCAGGUGUUGCUCUUCCUCAUUCUACUGCUCAUGGAAAUGGUACUGUUACUCCUGUUGGUGCUGUUUACGAAAAUGAACAAAUGCAGGAUUCUGCCAGCACACAACAAGCAGGAGACAAUACUAAACAGGCAGAGAAUACUGAAGCACCUUCAACUACUGCUGCAGUGAGUGUUUCAGAAGCAACUGGUGCGCAAACCUCCUCACCAACUUCAACUGCACCUACAAAGGGUGAUUCAACAAGGAACACACCCAAUAAACCGAAUACGGUGAACUCAACUACCACCACCACGACAACAACACUUCCUCGUGAACCUUCAAACAGCAAGAAACCAACCAAGAAGGGUGAUGCAGACAGCAGCAAUAUCAGUUCUGUGUGGGUGCGUAUGCCUCUACUGAUUGUGGCUGUGUUGUUCUCCAUUACAGUGUACUGA
Molecule: messenger RNA, 1335 nt
Organism: Trypanosoma theileri
Lineage: Eukaryota; Euglenozoa; Kinetoplastea; Trypanosomatida; Trypanosomatidae
Exons: 1
Coding region: 1-1335 (444 amino acids)
Source: RefSeq, a predicted model, not a curated record